This is a messenger RNA of Mirounga angustirostris (Northern elephant seal), 2573 nucleotides long. RefSeq names its product NLR family pyrin domain containing 14 (gene NLRP14). Gene Ontology annotation, molecular function: protein binding. The record is from RefSeq and is a predicted model, not a curated record. NCBI's taxonomy places the organism in Eukaryota, Metazoa, Chordata, Mammalia, Carnivora, Phocidae. Gene Ontology annotation, cellular component: cytoplasm. Gene Ontology annotation, biological process: regulation of inflammatory response.
AUGAAGAUGAAGCAGAAGUGGAGUAAAGGGAACAUUUAUAUAACAGAUUGGUCGUUGUCUUCCUUCUUUCCUGACUUUGGGCUGCUAUUGUAUUUAGAAGAGCUAAACAAAGAGGAAUUGAAUAAAUUCAAGUUACUUUUAAAGAAUGAGACUGUGGAGCCCAGGGACGCCAGAUACUCUGUCUGGGCUGGUGUGAAGAAGGCCAAUUGAGAAGACCUGGCUAAUCUGAUGAAAAAAUAUUAUCCCGGGGAGCAAGCCUGGGAUGUCGCUCUCAAAAUCUUCGGCAAGAUGAACCUGAAGGAUCUGUGUGAGAGAGCAACUCUAUCACUAAAGCUCCCCUUGUCUUUGGUGAACCUCCUAAUCCUGUUGGAACCUGUCACAGGGACAGCCCAGACCAUGGGACCAGAGGAUGCCAGGACACAGGAGGAGCAAGAUGAUCAGGAGGCAGUGGAGGUUGAUGAUGAUUAUUCAAAAAGAGUCAACAAAACUGGCUUUCUGGCCAAGGAUGUGCUGAUUUUCCUGGACAUGAGUAUUCUUCAAAAGCACACGGAGUAUGAAAAUUGCUAUGUGUUCACCCACCUGCAUGUUCAGGAGUUUCUUGCAGCUAUGUUCUAUAUGUUGAAAGACAAUUGGGGGACCAGGAACAAUUCCCUUCAGUCUUUUGAAGAUUUGAAGCUAUUGCUUGAAAGCAACAGUGAUCAAGAUCCCCAUUUGAUGCAGACGAAACGCUUUUUGUUUGGCCUUUUGAAUGAUGAUCUAGUAAAACAACUGGAGACAACUUUGAACUGUAAAAUGUCACUGGAGAUAAAAAGGAAGAUCCUUCAGUGGCUCGAGAUACUGGGGAACAGCGAACAUUUUCCAGCACAGCUGGAAUUUCUGGAGUUGUUUUUCUAUCUGUAUGAGACUCAAGAUGAAGCCUUUAUAAGCCAGGCAAUGAGAUCUUCCCAAAAGUUUGUCAUUGAUGUUUGUGGAAAAGUCCAUUUACUUGUGUCUUCAUUCUGCCUUAAGCACUGCCAAUGUUUACGGACCAUUAAAUUGUCUGUAACUGUGUUAUUUGAGAAGAUGUUAAACUCAAGCCCCCCAGCUGCACUUUGGGAUGGUGGUCACUUUACUCAUUACUGGCAAGAUCUCUGUUCUGUGCUUCAUACAAAUGAGCACUUGAGAGAACUGGGCCUGUGUCCUAGCAACCUCGAUGAAUUAGCCAGAAGACUUUUAAAAAAAGAACUGAGGCACCCAAACUGUAAACUACAAAAACUCUUGAUGAGAUUUCUUUCUUUCCCUGGCGGUUGUCAGGAUAUUGCUAGUUCUUUGACUCACAACCAGAAUCUGAUGCAUCUUGAUCUGAAAGGGAGUGAUAGAGGGGACAAUGGAGUAAAGUCAUUAUGUGAAGCUUUGAAACACCCAGACUGUAAACUACAGAAUCUGAGCUUGGAAUCCUGCGACCUAACUACAGUUUGCUGUCUAAAUAUCUCUAAGGCUCUCGUCAGAAGCCAGAGCCUGAGAUUUCUGAAUUUGUCGACCAAUCACCUAUUGGAUUAUGGGAUCAAGCUGUUGUGUGAGGCCUUAGGACAUCCCAAGUGUCACCUAGAGAGACUAUCCCUAGAAAGCUGUGGCCUCACAGUAGCUGGUUGUGAGGCUCUUUCUUUGGCCCUCAUCAGCAACAAAAGGUUGACACAUUUGUGCUUGGCAGACAACAUCCUGGGAGAUGAUGGAGUAAAGCUUGUGAGUGAUACUUUGAAAAAUCCACAGUGCAAUCUCCAGAGCCUCAUGCUGAGGCGUUGCCACUUGCUUAGCAGUGAACAUCUCUCAUCUGCUCUCCUGCGCAACAAGAGCCUGACACAUCUAGAUCUGGGGUCAAACUGGCUGCAAGAUGAUGGAGUAAAGCUUCUGUGUGAUGCCUUUCCGCAUCCAAGCUGUCACCUUAUUCAGGACCUGGAACUGAUGGGCUGCGUUCUUACUAGUACGUGUUGUCUGGAUCUGGCUUCUGCUAUUCUGAACAACUCACACCUGCAGAGCCUGGACCUUGGAUACCUGCAGGAUGAUAGAGGAAAAAUUCUGUAUGAGGCUUUGAGACAUCCAAACUGCAAUAUUCAGAGGCUUGGGUUGGAAUAUUGUGGUUUGAUCUCCCUGUGUUGUCAGGAUCUCUCCUCUACUCUUAGAAACAACCAAAACCUGAUAAAAAUAAACCUGAGACAGAAUACUUUAGGAAAUGAAGGAAUGAUGAAGUUAUGUGAAGUCCUGAGGUCUCCUGAAUGUAAACUGAAAGUUCUAGGUUUGUGCAAAGAGGCGUUUGAUGACGAAGUCCAGAAGCUGCUGGAAGCUGUGCGAGUUAGCAAUCCACACCUUAUCAUUAAGCAUGAUUAUAAUCACAAAGAUGAAGAUGGUUCCUGGUGGCGGUAUCCCUGAUUUGAAGAACCUGGUGUUCUUUUAAAAAGUGAAAUAAAGGCCUCAGAGUGACAAGGCUUGUGGGUCUUAGCUUUAGAAGCUUUGUGCCCAGACAGUGUUUGAUGUCUGUUAGAUGUAGGGGAGUCACUUCUCUGUAAAAUGUCUGUUCUACUUCACAUGGUGGUUGA